Closterium sp. NIES-65 is the source of this 3447-nucleotide messenger RNA. Lineage: Eukaryota; Viridiplantae; Streptophyta; Zygnematophyceae; Desmidiales; Closteriaceae. The record is from the annotation of a GenBank genome assembly.
AUGGCUGUCGCAUCGCUCGCCCCUGCGACGACUCCGCCUACGUCAUUCACUUCACAGGUGACGUUUACGUCUCAUUGUGCAGCUCAGCCUCGGGACUCCCGUGCCGGGAGUCCCGAGCCGGCGGUGCAGGCGCAGCAGAUCCGACAACGACGGCGAGUAACGAGCCGGGCUAUAUCGGACCCUUUCGCGUUCUCGUUUGACGAUGGAGAGGAGAAUGAGGAAGGGGAUGCGGCGGAGAGCAACAGCUACGGCGACAACGAGCGAGACCCAGAGGAGGAGACCCUAGCAGCGCUCCACUGGCCCGCCCUCUGCGCCACCCUCGCCUCCUUCGCCUCCACCUCAUACGCCCGCCGCCUCCUGCUCUCCCUGCGCCCCCCCAAAGCACCCGCCCAGGCCCACCCCUCACUCGCCCUCCCCUCUCACACUUCCACCCACUCAGAAAAAACUCACCUAGAAAGAACCCUUUCAGAAGAAAUUCCGUUGUGGGGAUAUGCAGAGCUACAGGAGCAAUGCGAGGGGCUGCUGGAGGAAACAGCAGCGGCGAUCGAGCUGGAGGAGAGGGCAGGAGGCGCUGUGGACCUCAGUGGGGUGCAUGCCUCGUUAGUGGGCGAUGCGUUAAGAGUGCUGGGGCGCGGGAUGAGCGUGAGCGGGCGGCAGGCUGCUGCUGUGGCUUCGAUGAUGGUGGCGGCCAAUGGCAUGCGGCGCGGGGUCAUGGAUGCUGUUGCUGACGUGGAGCGAGGAGGGCAGGGCGGCAUAGGGUUGAACGUGGCUGUGAUGAUGGCAGGCAUAGGGUUGAACGUGGCUGUGAUGAUGGCAGGCAUAGGGUUGAACGUGGCUGUGAUGAUGGCAGGCAUAGGGUUGAACGUGGCUGUGAUGAUGGCAGGCAUAGGGUUGAACGUGGCUGCAACUGGGUGGAGUGGUGGAGACUGGGUCACUGGGAUGACCGGAUGGAGCACGGAUAUCGGGCGUGCGUGCUGUAUCUCUUUCUCUUCCCCUUUCACUUCCCCCUCUUCCCCCCAUGCCCCCUCCUGCUGCAUCCAAGCCCAUGGCCAACUAGCAAAAGUUCACCUCUCAAGCAUCCCCUUCCCCUCACCCCACCGACCCCCCGUCACCUCAAGCCCUUGGCCAACUCCCAGAUUUUCCGGUUUUGAUUCACUUCAGACAUUUCCUUCCCCUUCCCCCCCAACCUCCCUUCAGCUCAAGCCCAUGGCCACCAGACCAGACUUGGUUCAGCGCAUCUGGUCCGCCGUGGACGAGGAGGGGCAGGUUCGGGACACAGCGAGCGCGGAGGUUCGGCAGGCCCGAGCCGCGUGCCAGCUGGCCGCCGCCCGGGCGAGGGAGGCGGUGGCGCGGGCGGCGAGGGGGAGGGGGGCGGGCGGCGGGGUGGUGGAGGAGGUGGUGGAGGUGGAGGGGCGGUUUUGCAUGGUGGUGAGCCGACAGCUGAUGAGUGCCGGGGAGGGGAGCUCCUCUGGUCUCGUCAUGAAAUCCUCUUCACCGUCCCUGGCAGUGAUAGAGCCCACGUCAGCAGUGCAGCUGAACAACCGGUACAGCGAGGCCAGUGCGGAGGCGUGGCGGGCGGAGCAGGCAGUGCUGGCACAGUUGUCACGAGACAUGGGGGAGGCUGUGGGGGACGUGCAAGGGGUGCUGGAGGCGAUGGUUCGACUCGACGUGAUCAUUGCGAGAGCACGCUACAGCAGCUGGCUGGGUGCCACUCGCCCGUCCUUCACCCCUCUUGCUGAGGGUUUAGGGUUUACGGACAUCACCACCCCUUCCUCUCCUGAUGUCACGUCAGUUGAACCUGCCACCUCAGCAACUGCCACAUCAUUAGACCCUUCCACGUCAGCUGCACCAGCCACGUCAGCAGUACCCUCUGCUCCGCUCGUGGACACCCGUUCCCUCCGCCACCCACUCCUUCUCCAGCAGUACCGCGCUGCCCAGAAACGAGCCAAUCAGAGGCUGCAGAAGGCAAAGCGGGCGGCAAAUAGACUACGCACGCGACCCGGCAUAACAGCCACUGCAGUAGCAGCAGCGGCAGCAGGAGCGGGAGUGAGUGGUGGAGUGGGGGAGGAUUCCCCUGGGGGGUGGGUGACACAGCUACAAGCAGCAGAGAGGGAAGUGACGGAGGCGGAGGAGGAGGUGGGGCGAGCAGAGGCGGCAGUGCCUGUGCCCAUAGACGUGACAGUAAGGAGGGGGUGCCGUGUGGUGACUAUAACGGGGCCCAACACCGGAGGCAAGACGGCUGCCAUCAAGGCAGUGGGGCUCGCAGCUCUCAUGGCCCGAUGUGGCAUCUACGUGUUGGCAGCAUCACCCGCCCGCCUGCCCCUCUUUGACCUCGUGCUGGCCGACAUCGGCGAUGCCCAGUCGCUCACACAGUCACUCUCCACCUUCUCCUCGCACCUCGUCCGCAUCAGAAGUAUCCUGGAAGCUGCCACCCCACGCUCCCUCGUGCUCUUGGACGAGUUAGGAGCGGGCACGGACCCAAUAGAAGGGGCCGCUUUGGCCACAGCAGUGCUAGAGCAUCUAGCAGGGGGAUCAGAAGAAGGUUCAGGCGAAUCUUCAGGUAUUUCGUCAGGUGGUGCUCUGCUGACCAUGGCUACAACGCAUCACGGGCAACUCAAGACGCUCAAAUACAGGGACGCACGCUUUGAGAAUGCCUCGGUGGAGUUUGAUGAUGAGCGCCUCGCUCCCACGUACCGCCUCCUGUGGGGCAUCCCGGGGCGAUCCAACGCGCUUAACAUCGCGCAGAGGCUCGGGCUGCCCGGAGAAAUAAUUUCAGCUGCCAGGGAGCUGCAAGGCAGUGCAAAGAUGCAAGUGAAUGAGGUAAUAACAGCAAUGGAAGAAGCUAGAAGGGCGUAUGAGACUGAUGUGGAAGCCACUGCCUCUAUUCUAAGGCAAGCAGAGUCUCUUUAUUCUGACCUAACUUCAGCUGCACGGCGCCUGCAGCUGCACCAGCAGGCACUGCAGCUGGACGGGCAGCAAAAAGUUCAAGCCGCAGUUGUUGACGGGCAGAAGGCGAUUCGGGCAGCUGCCCGGGCAGCCGUGAGAAAAGCGAGGGAGGCAGAAGAGGCAGCUCUGUUUGAAGUGGGUGCGGCAAGGAGGAGGGGGGGGAGGGAGAAGGAGGGAGGAGCAGCUGGGUGGGGCAUGGUGGAGGGGGCGACAGGAAGCAGACAGCCCCAAGCCAGCAGCGGGCAUUUUCCCACAAGAAUGCGCAUGCAGUCGAACCAGGCGGAACAAGACAAGGGGCCUGCAGUCGGGUCCUCUGCGGGUUUAGACGGGGGUUUCCGGUCAUUCAUUAACGAGGACCCCGAGCCGCCAAUCGGACGAAGUCCCCUCCGUUGCCCAUUUCUGCACCGUCUUUCAUUCUUUCUUCAUUAUUUAUACCUCUCCCGCCUCGCUGCGGAAGCCAUGGCGGAAUUCACAGACACCCACUUGCUUCAUUUUUCAUAG